AUGGCCCUGCAAUCAGAACUCUCUGUAGAUGCAGGACCCAAGACUGCCAGUCAAGGGCCUGCCUGCUGCUCCGCGCGCUACAGCCUGGCGCUGCUGGCCUGCCUGGGCUUCUUCCUGCUCUACGCCCUGCGCGUCAACCUCAGCGUGGCCCUGGUGGCCAUGGUGGAGCCCGGCGGCGGCCCGGCCGGGAACGGCUCUGCCAGCGUCUGCCCCGAGCGCCCCGGCGGCGGGACCGCUCCUCGCAACGCCACGGGGGAGAAGUAUCCUUGGGAUGCUGACACUCAGGGAUGGAUCCUGGGCUCUUUCUUCUAUGGCUACAUCAUCACUCAGAUUCCAGGAGGGUAUCUGGCAAGCAAGAUUGGGGGGAAGGCACUGCUGGGCUUUGGCAUCUUUGGCACCUCUGUGUUCACCUUGCUGACUCCCUUGGCUGCACAUCUGGGAGUUGGCUACCUCAUAGCUGUCAGAGCCUUGGAAGGACUGGGAGAGGGUGUCACCUUCCCAGCCAUGCACUCCAUGUGGUCCUCCUGGGCCCCCCCCCUGGAACGCAGCAAGCUCCUCAGCAUCUCCUAUGCAGGUGCUCAGCUGGGGACCGUCGUCUCCCUGCCGCUCUCUGGUCUGAUCUGCUACUACCUGAGCUGGGUUUAUGUGUUCUACAUAUUUGGUGCCCUUGGUGUGCUGUGGUUCAUCUUCUGGAUGUGCUUGGUCAGUGAUACACCAGAGAGGCACAGGAGCAUUGCACAUGCUGAAAGAGAAUACAUCCUCUCUUCCCUGAAAGAUCAGCUUUCCACCCAGAAGUCCGUUCCCUGGAGGCCCAUCCUGCAGUCCCUGCCGCUCUGGGCCAUAGUUGUGGCACACUUCUCUUACAACUGGACCUUCUACACCCUCCUUACACUCUUGCCCACGUACAUGAAGGAGAUCCUGAGGUUUGAUGCACAGGAGAACGGUUUUCUGUCUGCCCUGCCCUACUUUGGGUGCUGGCUGUGCAUCAUUCUCUCUGGGCAAGUUGCUGAUUACCUGAGGGAGAAGCAGAACUUCUCAACUGUUUGUGUUCGGAAGUGCUUCACCCUGAUAGGCAUGAUUGGGCCUGCAGCGUUCCUGGUGGCAGCAGGCUUCACAGGCUGCAACUAUGAGCUGGCUGUUGUCUUUGUGACCAUAUCAACCACCCUGGGAGGAUUCUGUACCUCUGGCUACAGCAUCAACCACCUGGACAUAGCCCCCUCGUAUGCUGGGAUUCUGCUGGGGAUCACCAACUCCUUUGCUACCAUCCCAGGCAUGGUGGGGCCAGUUAUUGCCAAGAACCUCACUCACAAUAACACCGUGGCAGAGUGGCAGACCGUGUUCUGCAUUGCUGCUUCCAUUAAUGCCUUUGGAGCCCUUUUCUUUGCUUUGUUUGCAAGUGGAGAAGUUCAGGACUGGGCAGUCAGUGGCUACCACUUGCACAGAAACUGAAGGAGCUGUGAUGAAAGCCCAAAGCUCUGCUGGAGCCCAGUGU
This is a messenger RNA of Dryobates pubescens (Downy woodpecker), 1492 nucleotides long. RefSeq names its product solute carrier family 17 member 5 (gene SLC17A5). The record is from RefSeq and is a predicted model, not a curated record. Gene Ontology annotation, biological process: transmembrane transport; monoatomic anion transport. NCBI's taxonomy places the organism in Eukaryota, Metazoa, Chordata, Aves, Piciformes, Picidae. The transcript has 11 exons. Gene Ontology annotation, molecular function: transmembrane transporter activity. Bases 1 to 1449 code for a protein of 482 amino acids.